Drosophila ananassae is the source of this 3031-nucleotide messenger RNA. RefSeq lists its product as uncharacterized. The transcript is spliced from 3 exons. The record is from RefSeq and is a predicted model, not a curated record. NCBI's taxonomy places the organism in Eukaryota, Metazoa, Arthropoda, Insecta, Diptera, Drosophilidae. Bases 187 to 2946 code for a protein of 919 amino acids.
UCAUUAUUAUUCAUCCAACUUUAGUCACAUUCGAUUCAUUAUACACAUCGGUUUUAGGUAGACCUCGGGUAUACUAUAUUUUUAAAAAAUUAUUCUUGUUUUAGCCAAAUCGUAGAAAGUAAAGUAAAUUCCAGAAUAGAUACUAGACAAUAAGAGUUUGUGGGGCAGGAAUCAGAAUUUGGCGCCAUGAAGCAGACAUACUUCUUCGACGCCAUUCUGGUGACCUCCAGCUUGCCAAUGCCCCGCCUCACAGCUACGAGUGUGACUGCGGGCGGAGGCCACAUCUACUCCAUCCGGGUGUUCGAUGACUUCGAGGAGCUGCCCAUGGAACGCCUGUUCGUGGAGGAGUUCCCUGCGUAUCCUCUGGUCCAGUUCACGGCAAGUCCUUGCGAGCUGAUCGGAUCCCUGACCACCAAGGGUGUGUGUGUAAGCCUGAAACAGAACGACGAGCUGGUGGGCAUGGGCAACUUCCAGGUAGGAGCUGGAAUCCUGCGCCAGCUCACGGAUCCGUCUUUCCUGGUCACGCAAAGCGUCAUGGUGGAUCUGAUCAAGGACAAGAAGGUGGUGGGCGUGGUGGAGCUAAUUAUAAAGCUGUCCAGUUCAGAUCCCGAUAUAAAUCACGGACUACUACCCUUUGGCUGCUAUGAUGUGUGCCGUCCAGUGGAAAAAACAAUAAACAAAAAGGACAUCAUCUUUACUCUGGGACGAUCGGAGAAGUGUGCUACCAAUACUUGCAUUACGGACGAGCGCCUGAUGUCCCAUGCAGGGGCACCUUUCCAGUGCCCACAUGCCGCUGUCCAGGGCAAGGACACUGAGGGCGGGGGUGGUGGUGCUGGCCAAAGCUGUGGUUGCUUUGUGGCAGCAAUGCAAUUGCCCAAAGACGUGAAGACCGAGAAGAAGAGGGAGAAGGCCGCCCUGAAGAAACUGAUCGACGAACUGAAUCUGGAGCAAGUCAAAGUGCCCACUCCGCCAUGUAGUCAUGGACAGUCCCGCCAGUGGCACUGCAAAUGCUCCCAGCCACCGGAGACCACCAGCACCGACACUUCCUCAGACCAUGGACCUCUGUCCAAAAGAGCGGCCAGGAAGCGAAAGGCGUUGUCCUUGACGGCAUCCCGGGAGUGGCAGAAUCGCAAGAAGAUUCUGGGAAUGUGUCCAGCAACCCAGCCAGAUUUGUUGGCCAUACCCUACAAGCCGCCGACCCUCUGCCAGCUCUGUCAGUCCGACAUUAGCUGGCUCCCCAAGGUCUCCGCCUGUCCCUAUUGUGGCUACAAGACCUUUGAAGACAUUCCGCCCAGCGAGGAAGAGUACGAUCUUACUGCCACGGCCCAGCAGCUGCUGAGGGACUGCCUGCGAAAGGAGCAAUGCAAGUACAGUUCCUCCGAGGAGGACGCGGACGAGCUGCCGUCCGUUAGGAAACUGGGCAACCAGGAAGAUCCCAAUCUGCCGAAAUCGUGUGGCUGCAUGGGUGGGAAGCCAUGCACCCGAUGCCGCAUCCGUAAGCUCUGCGACAAUUUUUUCAAAGACGGCGAGUGCGCCCAAGCCCAGGCUCAGACCCUGGUCUCAGGUGUUCAGGGCGAAGCUUCUCCGGUGACCAAAGUUGAGAUGGUACCGAAGAAAACUGCCUCGUCGACCUCACAGCGUCGGAAGCAACUUAUUACCAUCUUCACGGAAAUGCGAAACAUGUACAGCAGAAAGAAGGGUGCCUCCGAGGAAGACGCUCUGGCGGAAAAACAGAAAAAGGAUUGCGAUGCCGCAUGCCACAACACCAAGUCAGCCAAGGCUCGCAGGAAAGCCAGGAGGUCCUUGGCAAAGGCCCUCAAGGAAAUCGACCAAGCCUAUCCCAAGCCACCCAAGACGAAUAUCAGGAAAAAGAAACCUCGCCCCCGUUCCAAAUAUUACACCUUUCUGAAGCCCAAGCCUCGUGCUCCUAAUCCCCGGAUAGGUCAUGUAGACUGCAUCACGGAUAGCAAAUAUACGGGCUACUGCAAAGUCCCCUGCCACAUGGGAUGGAUGUGGACCAAGUGCGAAAUGGCUCGCUACAAGUCCUGGCGGCCCGGUGCUAUUGCCAAGCCCAUCCGCCAGAUGAUGGCUUACUUCCUCAAGGACUAUCCCGUGGACAGCUUGUGCCUAUCACGCUAUCACUAUCAUCGCCGCAAGUGCGAGCCCAAGGACCCGGAGGAGGAGCUCAUUCAGCAUCCCACUCUCCACAUUAGCCGCAAAGGCGAUGAGUACAUCAUUACGUUGCGUCCUCUAAAGGAUCCCAAGUCGUUGGCCGUUUGUGCUAAUCCUUAUGCCAAUAUGAAGCCAGUGGUGUUCCGGAUUACCAAGGACCCGAUGGCAGCGGCCCUGAGGGAGAUGAGAGUGGCGCUGCAGGAGAAGGGAUUCGCCCCAUGCAGCUGUGGACGACCGGUUGCUUGCUGCUUUUGUCGCUCUCAUGUCGACAAGAAGCGGAUACAGUACGAAGUGGAGAAGCUGUGCCACCAACGGGGAUGGGAGGAUAACUCCGAUACAUUCGUCUACUCCCCCAACAGUGACGACGAUGAGAGUGAAAACGAGUACGAGUUUGGGGUUACUCCGCCGGCUGGCGUUAUCAAGCCCGAGCGUAUUCGCAAGCCAGACAUAGCCCACGCCGAAACCCAGUACAUGGAGACCGACUGGGCCAUGCCCAAUAUGUUCCCGCAUCCGGCCAGCAUGCUCGUCCAGUACGGAGCGUGUACCAUGGGCGAGCGCAAGAAGUUCUUCCCCUGGCUGUACGGGAAGGGCAACAUCCAUGCCCCGCCCAAGAAGCCCAAGAUGAGAAAUAAGCCAAAGAAGAAGGAAAGAAUACCUCUGGGAGGUCACAGAGCUAAAGGUGGUUUUGUAGACCCCGAAUACUUCAACAACCUCACGCCUCUGAACAGGCCCUGGCACAAAUCGAACUAUCCAAGUAGUGUAAAAAUGUACUGAAGAUACUAUCUUUGAUCCAACUUUUCAAUAUCUGCACAAACCGCUGGCCUGGCGCUUCGUUUUAAAAUAUAAUUUUAAAAGCGUU